Molecule: messenger RNA, 2167 nt
Organism: Eruca vesicaria subsp. sativa (arugula)
Lineage: Eukaryota; Viridiplantae; Streptophyta; Magnoliopsida; Brassicales; Brassicaceae
Source: the annotation of a GenBank genome assembly
CGACAACAGAAAAAAAGAAGGAAAAACCUCUGAAAAACCCUAAUCUCCUCUCUCUCUCUCUCUUCUCCUCCGCCUGCAUAUUCACUCCUGGAGAACAGUUACAGGGAAAGAUGAAUUUGGUGAACAUUAAAGACGUAUUGACUUCAUUCAGUCCUGCUUUAGAUUAUCUCGCUCUUAGCUCCGGUGAUGGCCGUAUCAAGAUUUGGGAUACUGUCAAGGGUCAGGUCCAAACAGAGUUUGCUGAUAUUGCAUCUGCAGAAGAGACUAACAUAUAUACCAGCGGUGGUAAAGGUCAUCUCUCGGUUGAUUAUACCUGCAUGAAAUGGUUGUCUUUGGAGAGAAAGAAGAAGAGAAAACUUGGAACUUCCAUAAUAGUAUUAGGAACUGGUGGGGGAGAUGUUUUAGCACUUGAUGUGGCUUCUGGUCAGCUUAAAUGGAGAAUCAGUGACUGUCAUCCCGGUGGUGUGAAUGCUGUUUCAUCGUCUACAAAGGCCUCUUGCAUAUACAGUGGUGGAGCAGAUGGGAUGGUUUGUGAAAUUGAUCCCCAUAGUGGAAAUCUGAUCAGGAAGUUUAAAGCUUCCACCAAAGCAGUUUCUUCUUUAUCUGUUUCACCAGAUGGAAAAAUAUUAGCCACUGCAUCUGCUCAGUUGAAGACUUUUAAGUGCUCUGAUCUCAAGAAAAUUCAGAAGUUUACUGGUCACCCUGGAGGUGUGCGUUGUGUGGCUUUUACCGAGGAUGGCAAAUACGUUCUUUCAUCUGCAGUUGGUGAAAGAUAUAUUGCAGUAUGGAAAACAGAUGGUGCCAAGAAGCAGUCAGCUAGCUGUGUCCUUGCCUUAGAGCACCCUCCCGUCUUCGUGGAUAGUUGGGGUGAAACUGAUAAAAACGGGUUAUAUGUUUUAGCAAUUUCGGAAGUCGGUGUCUGUUAUUUUUGGUAUGGAUCCAAUGUUGAGGAGCUAUGCAGUGCCAAACCUACAAAAGUGGCAUUAGCAACUGAAGAUUCUUCGCUUAAACAGAACAAGGGCUCAUUGCCUACAAUCUUUGCUGCUAAAUUGCAAGGCAUUUUGAAGCCUGGUUCUGCAAAUGCAUUUAUAGCUUCUGGGUUGCUGGUGAAACCAUCAUUCCAGAAAAUGGUGUUGCAGUUUGGCAAUGACUUGGUGCUGAAUGCCUCUAAAAAUGGCAUCCUUCUUCCCAUCACUCAGUCAGCUUCCAAGUCCAAGAAGGGGCAAGGCGUGCAAAGUAAAGUUACAACAUUGGACCGCGCCCACGCGGAGGAUGCUUUGUUGCCAAUCGCAAGAGUUGCUGAUCUGCACGAGAAAAAGAGGGUACAGCCACACUCAUCUGAGAAGGAUACAGACAUGGUUGACCAAAGUCAAGCGGAUUAUGUAGAAACAUUUAGCAUGGAGGAUAAGUUGAGAUCAAUAGGGAUACUUAAAGGUACAGAUGAACCAAGCAGCCUUUCUUAUACUUCAGUGAUUGAUGGAAUUGAUCUUGAGGCUCAUCUACCACCAAAGAAGUUGAAGUCUGCUGUUUUGUCAAUGGCACCCUCUACUGCAUUCAAGAAUUUAGAAGCUCUGGUUGCUAUGUGGCAGACAAGGGGAUGUGGUGGGAGGUAUAUGCUUCCAUGGAUAUACAGCAUAAUGGUGAAUCAUAGACAUUACAUCAUGUCCCAAGAACCAAAAAACCAACAGCUGCUUAAUACAUUGCAAAAGAUAACCAAGUCCAGAGGAGCGGCUCUUCAACAGUUACUACAGUUAUCUGGGCGCUUAAAGCUUGUUACAGCUCAGAUCAAUAAAGCUGCAGGGAAAGAAACUCAAACAACAGUUCAUGAGCAAGAGAGUGAUGAAAGUGAAGAUGAGGAAGAUGAUGUAGAAGAACAUUUCUAUGGUGAGAAGGAUAAUGAUUCCGAAUUAAGCAGCGACGAUGGAAAGGAUGAAGAUGAUACCUUAAUGGAAGAGAUGUAAGCUAAUAGUGAGUGAAGAGAAAGAGAAGUAAGCUUUGACUCUUCUUCUCACGAUUUUGUCUUUUUGAAUUUGAACUUUUUAAGCAAAUGAUUCACAUUUCUAUUCAGAGCAUUCAUCAAUUUGUCAAAAAACUUAUGUAGUCAAGAGUUAAAAGAAGGUAUUGUAUUACUAUUACCUUUGUAAUGCGUUCAGGUUUUGGGAACUGC